CACAGACACACAAAUCUAACAAGCCUUCCUUUUGAUUAUUGCUGUAGAGCUCAGGGUGGGGGAAAGUGCUGGUGUUUUUUCCACUGUGAAGGGAAGCAAAGAAAGACGGACCUGAUAUGUGCAAAGAGUAAGGAAGGAGAGUAAGGAAGGAGAGAGGAGUAUAAUCCAGCGGGAGGCUUUUGCCGCUGUUAGCAAUCGCCCCAUCAGCUGGGAAAAGCAAUUUUUGCACCGGCUAACUUUUUAAAAAAUCCAUCAAUCUGGAGAGCAAAGUGCCUGACCACGGAAAGCACCUUUGCUUUCUAGCCCUGGAGGUGUCAACUGGAGAGGCUGAGAGGGCGCUGCCACGAGCCAGGAACGACCCGCCUGCAGCCAUGGAAAGCGGAAUGCAGCUCCUAAACCGGGAUGGGCACAGCAUCUCCCACAACUCGAAACGGCACUACCACGACGCCUUCGUCUGCAUGAACCGCAUGCGGCAGCGAUCCUUGCUCUGCGACAUUGUGCUGCAUGUGGCCACCAAGGAGAUCAAGGCCCACAAAGUGGUGCUGGCUUCCUGCAGCCCUUACUUCCACGCCAUGUUCACAAAUGAGAUGAGUGAAAGCCGACAGACCCACAUAACACUCCAUGAUAUCGACCCGCAGGCGCUGGAGCAGCUGGUUCAAUAUGCCUACACGGCUGAGAUUGUGGUGGGAGAAGGGAACGUACAGACACUGCUUCCUGCCGCCAGCCUCCUCCAGCUGAAUGGGGUGCGGGAUGCUUGCUGCAAGUUCCUGUUGAGCCAGCUGGACCCCUCCAACUGCCUGGGCAUCCGGGGCUUCGCAGACACGCACUCCUGUAGUGACCUGUUGAAGUCGGCCCACAAAUAUGUCCUGCAGCACUUUGUGGAUGUCUCCAAGACAGAAGAGUUCAUGCUUCUGCCUCUCAAGCAGGUGCUAGAUCUCAUCUCCAGUGACAGCCUCAAUGUGCCCUCAGAGGAGGAAGUCUAUCGAGCUGUCUUGAGCUGGGUGAAGCAUGAUGUGGACAGUCGAAGGCAGCAUAUUCCUAGACUCAUGAAGUGUGUCCGGCUCCCCCUCCUAAGCCGUGACUUCUUGAUGAGCAACGUCGACACAGAGCUGCUUGUGCGGCACCAGUCAGAAUGCAAGGACCUUCUCAUCGAAGCCCUCAAGUACCAUCUCAUGCCUGAGCAGAGAGGCGUCCUUAGUAACAGCCGAACGCGUCCCCGGCGUUGUGAGGGGGCCAGCACUGUGCUCUUUGCCGUUGGUGGCGGCAGCCUCUUUGCCAUCCAUGGUGACUGUGAGGCCUACGACACCAGGACAGACCGCUGGCACAUGGUGGCUUCGAUGUCCACUCGCCGGGCCAGGGUGGGCGUUGCUGCCAUUGGGAACAAGCUGUAUGCCGUGGGCGGCUACGAUGGGACCUCUGACUUGGCCACAGUGGAGUCUUACGAUCCCGUCACCAACUCGUGGCAGACGGAGGUUUCCAUGGGGACCAGGCGGAGCUGUUUAGGGGUGGCAGCACUGCAUGGACUUCUCUAUGCUGCUGGAGGGUAUGACGGAGCCUCGUGCCUCAACAGUGCUGAAAGAUAUGACCCCCUAACAGGCACCUGGACAUCCAUCGCAGCCAUGAGCACCAGAAGGAGAUACGUCCGCGUGGCAACUCUUGAUGGCAACCUCUAUGCUGUUGGGGGAUAUGAUAGUUCAUCACACCUGGCAACUGUGGAAAAAUAUGAGCCACAGAUCAAUACAUGGACUCCGAUUGCCAACAUGCUGAGCCGCCGCAGCAGUGCCGGCGUGGCUGUUUUGGAAGGGAUGCUGUACGUGGCAGGAGGCAAUGACGGGACAAGUUGCCUUAACUCGGUGGAGCGCUACAAUCCAAAAACGAACACUUGGGAAAGUGUGGCACCCAUGAACAUCCGGAGGAGCACCCAUGACUUGGUGGCUAUGGACGGGUGGCUAUAUGCAGUGGGAGGCAACGAUGGCAGCUCCAGCCUCAACUCCAUCGAGAAGUACAACCCACGCACCAACAAGUGGGUGGCGGCUUCGUGCAUGUUCACCCGCCGCAGCAGCGUGGGCGUGGCUGUGCUGGAACUCCUCAACUUCCCGCCCCCUUCCUCCCCUACCCUAUCAGUGUCCUCGACGAGUCUUUGACAAAGAGUCCGGUCGCACCUUGCCUCGAGGGGACUGCAGCAUCUGUCGGAGUGCAAAGCCGGCCUGGCCUGACCCCUGCGGCAGCCAUUCUUUGUGAAGAAAGAGAGUGAUGAAGGCGUUGAUGCUGCGUCCAUACAUUUUUAGUAAUAACUUUCUGAGGGGGCCAUUUCUGGUUCUUGUGGUAGAGCUCCAAAUGGGGAUUUAGACCACACUUCUUUAAGAAAGAAAAGAGAAAGAAAGAAACACCAAGAGCCCCUCCUGGUUUUCACCAUCUCUUUCAUCAUCACCUGACUGGUUCUGCCUGGUCCUGUCAAGACCGGACUCAAUAAUCUCCUACUUCCAUGUUUGGACAUGACUUCUGGUUCCACCUCCUGCAAUGGAGCUUAAACAACGAGAAGAAAGGAAAGAA
Messenger RNA from Podarcis raffonei (Aeolian wall lizard), 2553 nucleotides. It is a transcript of the gene KLHL17, whose product is annotated as kelch like family member 17. The record is from RefSeq and is a predicted model, not a curated record. The transcript is spliced from 12 exons. NCBI's taxonomy places the organism in Eukaryota, Metazoa, Chordata, Lepidosauria, Squamata, Lacertidae. Gene Ontology annotation, molecular function: protein binding. The coding region runs from base 372 to 2144 and encodes 590 amino acids.